AUGCGGGACCAAGGGAAGACGGCCCGUGCCCACGGCGGUGAAGGCAGCGGCUUCCUCACGCAGCCGCGAGGCAUGUGGGAAGCCGACUACCGGUUCGCGGUGGCGGGUCGUCUUAACCAAGUGGACACGUACAGCGUAUUGAAGCGCCGGCGCCUGCGCUCGCACGACAGGUGCCGCCAGCCAGGAUGCCAUCGUGCCGAAACACCGGCUCACGUGCUAAACCACUGUCCCAGCACGAUAGACGCGGUCCGAGGACGGCACGACGGAGCGCUCAAGCGCAUCGAGCCUCGAGUGAACCAUACGUGCCGUCACUCGUCGGCCCCGCGUUACGGCCCGAUCUCCAGCUCUACAACCACACCAAGAAGACGGUGGCGGUGGUCGACCUGGCCGUGGCGUUUGAGGAGCAGGCGACCACAAGCGAGCCAAGUACGACCGCAUCAAGCGACACCUCGAGCGCCAAGGAUGGAAGGUACACCUCUCGGCGCUCGUGUACGGGUCGCUUGGGGCGGUCGCUAG
This is a messenger RNA of Phytophthora infestans T30-4, 516 nucleotides long. RefSeq lists its product as uncharacterized. The transcript has 3 exons. The record is from RefSeq and is a predicted model, not a curated record. Bases 1 to 516 code for a protein of 171 amino acids. NCBI's taxonomy places the organism in Eukaryota, Oomycota, Peronosporomycetes, Peronosporales, Peronosporaceae.